CCUUGAAAUGAAAUUGUAAUUAUUGUCGGGAUGUCUGUGUUCUUUGGUGCACUCCUGUAAGGAGUGGUUAACGUGAAUUUGAAGUUACAUUUAAAAUAUUCAGAAUAUGUAGCCUAAUAAAUACCACAACUUUCGUUUUGAUUUCAGACACCGGGUUUCAAAGUGCUGUGAACUUUAGGCAUACGUCACUGUCCAGUUUUGAUGUGAGGAGACCGGAGGAUUGUUGUUAUAACAUUGAAGGAAUAAAUAUGGCAACAAAAACAGGAACAGCAAAGACAGAAAGAAAGAGUAAAAGCGGGAAGGUUGUUGUGGCAGCCAUAGAUUUCGGAAGCACAUUUUCUGGUUAUGCAUUUUCAUUCAGCCACGACUAUGAAGUUGAGCCGACUAAAGUGUCGGUAAACACGAGCUGGGUGGCCGGAUCUGCCGGGCUGAUGUCAUUGAAAACUCCAACAAUUCUUCUCCUUGAUAAUAAUAAAAAGUUUGUUGCUUUUGGGGACGAAGCAGAAGAGAAAUAUUUGGAUAUUGCAGCAGACGAAGAACAUCACAAAUAUUACUACUUCCGGAGGUUCAAAAUGCUUCUGUACAAAGUAUCGGGUAAGUUGACGAGAGACGUAAUGAUUCCAGACGACAAAGGACGACAGAUGGCUGCCUUACUCGUAUUUAGUAUUUCCAUCAGAUAUCUUAAAGAUCACCUGAUGGAUACACUAGGCAGGCGUAUGACAGGCAUCUUACCAGGCGACAUACGGUGGGUACUUACCGUACCUGCCAUCUGGAGUGAUGGAUCAAAGCAGUUUAUGAGGGAGGCUGCGGAAAAGGCGGGAAUCAAGAAAGACUGCCUUAUUAUUGCCCUUGAACCGGAAGCUGCGUCAUUGUUUUGUAUGCACCUUCCGGUUGACAAAUUGGAUUCCGGUCGGGAGUGCGGGACAAAGUCACAGGAAAUCUCGCCUUUUGCGAAGGGAACAAGAUACGUGGUAGUGAAUAUUGGAGCUGAAACUAUUGAUGCAACUGUAUAUGAGGUGGUAGAUGAGGACAAACUGAAGGAGGUUACUUACGCUAGUGGAGGGGCAUGUGGUGGAACAUGUGUCGAUGAUGCAUUUGAGAAAUUUCUACGGGGAAUGGUUGACAUAGAAAAAAAGGACAGAAAGGACAAAAUGACGGUUUUUGACAGAUUUAAGCAGGACGCAGAGGAAGAUUGGGUUGACCUCUUUAAGGAGUUUGAGACAAAGAAAAGAGGCAUAAAGGCCAAAGGGGCUGGCGAUGAGAGAUCAAAAGAGACCAUUAAAGUCCCACCUAGACUUGCUGAGAUUUUCAGAGAAUCUACGGGAAAAGUACUGAAGGAUUACAUUAAAACAAAGAAGGAAUAUGCUGACAAAGUUACCUGGGUCGGAGAGAAAAUGAGAGUUGAGGCGGGAAUAUUUAGGUCAUGGUUCAACGAAUCUUGUGAGAAUACGGUAAAACAUGUCAAAGAAAUCUUCAAGCAAAAGUCAAGUGCUGGAACAAACACCAUUCUUUUAGUCGGCGGGUUUUCCGAGUCCCCUAUCUUACAAGAAGCCAUAAGGAAAAAUUUCCCAGACAAAAGGUUGAUUAUCCCAGAAGAAUCGGGAUUAGCAGUUUUGAGAGGUGCUGUCAGUUUUGGACACAAUCCAGUGACAAUUGUUUCACGUAUUGCUAAACGUUCCUAUGGUAUUCGCGUGUAUCGGGAUUUCCAAGAUGGCGUCCAUCCAUUGAACAAGAAGGUGAAGAUUGGAGGAAAAACUAAAUGCAAAGAUGUGUUUGCUGUCCACGUUAAAAAGGGCCAGGAACUGAUUGUAGGCGAGGCGCAAUCGAACAAACGCUAUAUACCACUAGAACCUGCCCAAAUAUCGUUAGUUUUCGACAUUUACACGUCGACUGAGGAGGACCCACAAUACGUCACUGAUGUAGGCUGCGAAUACGUAGGUCAACUUGAAGUCGAGGUUCCUGACCUUUCUGGUGGGAAAGCACGUGGUGUUUGGGUUAAGAUGAUUUUUGGAGGCACAGAAGUCACGGUCGAAGCUAGGGAAGAGAAGACAAAUAAACUUACGAAAGCAAAGUUUGACUUUUUGCUCAGUAAUCAAACUGCGAGUGAUUCUGCUUAAAACCUAUAAAGUGAUAAACAGACAGACAAAAA
Molecule: messenger RNA, 2149 nt
Organism: Mercenaria mercenaria
Lineage: Eukaryota; Metazoa; Mollusca; Bivalvia; Venerida; Veneridae
Product: heat shock 70 kDa protein 12A-like
Exons: 7
Coding region: 249-2117 (622 amino acids)
Molecular function (GO): ATP binding; ATP-dependent protein folding chaperone
Source: RefSeq, a predicted model, not a curated record